AGUCCCGCAAGCUCGGCUCGGAGCUGCGAGAGGCGCGGAUCGCAGGGUCAGGAGCCCGCGGGGCGCGCGGUGUCAGUGGGGCUGGGACUCUGGGGUGGAGCCGAGCCCGGCAAAUGGGCGCAUGAGGAAGAAGAGCGGGGAAAUGGACUGCUAUCUGCGCCGCCUCAAACAGGAGCUGAUGUCCAUGAAGGAGGUGGGCGACGGCCUGCAGGAUCAGAUGAACUGCAUGAUGGGGGCGCUGCAGGAACUGAAGCUCCUCCAGGUGCAGACAGCCCUGGAACAGCUGGACAUCUCUGGGGGGGCUCCUGCCCCAGGCCGCCCUGCAAGCCCCCGGACACAGCUGGAGCCCCCUCAGUGGGAGGGUGGCAGAGGUCCCGCCAGGCCUGCUGGCCCCUCCCCCUCCAGCCAAGCUUCUCAUGGGAGCAGCGCCAGGUGCCCGUCCCACAGGAGUGUGUGGGGUGGGGAGCCAGCACUCGGACCCAGGACCCAGCCGCCAGAGCUCCAAGGCUGUGCCGAGCAGAGGCCGGAGCUGGUGGAGCCGGAUGACUGGACCUCCACCUUGAUGUCCCGGGGCCGGAAUCGUCAGCCUCUGGUGAUGGGGGACAACGUGUUUGCGGACCUGGUGGGCAACUGGCUGGACUUGCCGGAACUGGAGAAGGGCGGGGAGAAGGGGGAGCCUAGGGAGGCGGGGGAGCCCCAGGGAGAGAGGGGCCAGCCCCGGGAGCUGGGCCGCAGGUUCGCCCUGACCGCCAACAUCUUCCGGAAAUUCCUGCGGAGCGUACGGCCUGACCGCGACCGGCUGCUGAAGGAGAAGCCAGGCUGGGUGACCCCCUCGGCCUCAGAGCCCCGAGCCGGACGCUCGCAGAGAGUCAAGAAGCGGGGCCAUCCCAAGGGUCCGGGGCGCCUGCCCUUCCCGGGCGCGGGGGAGCCCAGGCGAGGGGAGGGCACCUCCACGGGCUGCCCCAAGGCCCUGGAAGCCGCGCCCUCCGGCUUUGAUAUCAACACCGCUGUUUGGGUCUGAAUCCCGAUGCAGAAAGCGGACUGAACCCUGAACCCUGCGGGGCCCCGGGGAGGAGGCAGCGGCUGGCCUGGCUUUCAAAAGCCCAACUCCAGGUUCCUUUUCCCCAGAAAGGAGAGGAGGCCAGGCGGCCUGUGGUGGGAGAGGCAGUGACGGCUGGCUGGUAGGGGAGGCGGGGGUGUGUGUGUGUUGCUCAUUCUGGGCUGGAGCGGGGUGAAGGGGGAAAACAGAAAAUCCUUCUGACCUUCCUCACUGCCCCCAAAGACCCCAGUUGAACAUUCUACAGGGACUAGGGCACCAGGGCCUCAGGUUCCUCAGAGAAGCCCCCAAUAAAGACUUCAUCUCUCAUGUCCCCAUAACUGUUUGCUUCCCUGGCAAACCACUGCUCCUGGCACAGGUAUUAACCCUGAGCCUCCUGGGAGUGGGGGCAGCAGAGACAAACCCCCACCCCUCCUGCACCUGCUGCCUUGAGAUGUCAGCUGGCACCGGAUCCGAAAUGGCUGGGUAGGCAGUGCAGGCAUAAGGAACACUGGGGGAAGCCCUUGUCUUUCCAAAUCCCAGGAAAGGGAAUACUUGCAGCACCUAGAGGCACUGGGAAGCCUUUUCACACCCAUUAUCCCCUGUGCUAGUGAGCAAGUAGGCAGCUAUCUCCCCCACCGCCCACAGGAGGCGCUACCUGUCCUAGGACACACCGGCGGGGCCCAGACCAGGGCUGAUGGAGAGCAGCUGGGCCCUGGAGUCACACCGCUCCCCCCAACACCGUCUCAAGCCCUGCACCCCCACCAGGGCGUGUACACUCUCCAGCGAGGCCAUGUGAGCCCAGAUGGUACAAACACUUCCAAAUCCCUAGCUCCAUCUCUGGCCUCUUCCCACCUGACCCAGAACCACCUUGAGGGGAAGGGAGGGCCCUGGGCAGCAGCUCAGCUUCUGCAGCCGUGGUGGUGGCACGUGGCCCAAGAGCAAUGCCACCCCAGCCACCCCUUGGAAGCCACAGCCCGCCUACUCUGGCCCGGAAAGCCUGCUGGCUGGGAACGGACAAUGCAGGUCCCUGUUAGGGCCCAGCCAGCCUGGGAGGGCACACUCUCCCUCCCCCUCGCCCCUCCCGCCUCAUCUGCCUGAUGGGAGGUGACAGCUGCAAUUAGAGGCAAGAGGCCUUCCUGCCCUCAGAGCAUUAAUAGCAAAUUGGAGAAGAAAAACAAGAAAGGCUCUUGGCACAUCACAUCCCAUCCCAGGCCCCCAGGGAGGAGAUGGGGGGAGGCUUACAGUGAGCAGCUCCAUAGGGCUGGUUAGGGUCACUCCCAGAUUCCCACACAAUCAGAUGGUAGGUGUGUAGUUCUGGAUGGUGGAAGCUACAAGAGGAAAGGCCCAGAUUGGUGGUGGUUGUUUUUUUGUUUUUUGAGAGCCCCCUAUUUGCAGGCAGCAUGCACAUCUUUCAAACUUGGGAAUGCCUCUAAAAGGCACUGUCAUCCUCUGAGCAAAUGGAAGCAGCAGGACUGGAAGCAGAGGGUCGUCUGGCUCUGAGACCGACUCUUCCGCUCUCUCCGGCGUUGGCCAACGCAGCUCGCCCUGCCUGGAGGAGCUGCCCUGUCGGCCUGAGGAAGAGACCUACCUGGUUCAGCUGUGCCCACCCCAGCCCCCUGCUCCCGGGUCUCCCCCAGGACUCGGGUGUUUCGGCCCUGAGGGAAGGCCCACAGACUGGACUGCCUUUGGUGGUGUGUGUGAGUCCAAAGAUUCCACCUACUGGUUCCCUGAAUCCUGAGAGGAGAAGCCAUCCAGCAAAUGACUCAAGAAGGCACCAGAUCCGAGUCAGGAGCAACUACAGGAAACUGAGUCACCUCUCCGCCAUUCACAGGUGACUCCUCUGUUCUGUGGACCAGUCACAGCGAUUCAGACCAAUCAAACCGUGUGAGUGCCUCCCACUGCCAGGCACUGCGACAGAAACGAAGAACAGAGCAAUGGAAAGGACCCAGUUCCUGAUCAGAGGGGAGAGACAACACGAACCCACCGGUGAGCCAGGAUUCAAGGGAAACAACACCCCUUUUAACUUGGCGGGGUGGACAAACCAACCAGGAGUGCCUCCGCUGCGACAUCACAGGUGUCGCACCAGCAUCUUCAGGUUAUUUCCUCCACACCACACCCUGGAAGCGGCUGCUGUGACUCGUUUCACAGGGAGAGGCUCGGAGAUGGGAACUGGCCAGGGUCUCAGCGGCAGAGCUGAGACUGGAACAGGUCCAGCCCUGUGCUCCUCACACUUCCCACAAGCUGCCACCUCUGCCCCAAAGCCAAGCCAAAACCUGUCCUCUCAGGAUCCAGGCCUGGAGGUGAACAGAACGCUGACUUGGGUGGGGAAAUCUGCCCAGGUCUUGACAGGGCUGGUGUGAUGCCUCCUUGCUAUGUUCGGCUUUGCUAAUGAAAGCUUAUGGCCCAUU
Myotis lucifugus (little brown bat) is the source of this 3447-nucleotide messenger RNA. RefSeq names its product family with sequence similarity 212 member B (gene INKA2). Bases 122 to 1021 code for a protein of 299 amino acids. Gene Ontology annotation, cellular component: nucleus. NCBI's taxonomy places the organism in Eukaryota, Metazoa, Chordata, Mammalia, Chiroptera, Vespertilionidae. The record is from RefSeq and is a predicted model, not a curated record. The transcript is spliced from 2 exons. Gene Ontology annotation, molecular function: protein kinase binding; protein serine/threonine kinase inhibitor activity.